Molecule: messenger RNA, 1272 nt
Organism: Ceutorhynchus assimilis (cabbage seed weevil)
Lineage: Eukaryota; Metazoa; Arthropoda; Insecta; Coleoptera; Curculionidae
Source: the annotation of a GenBank genome assembly
AUGUGUUUUGUUCCAGCAGAACCAAAGUACCAUUUUUCAUGCUAUCGUAAGGACACACGCAUUGAUAGUUCAGCUAAAUCAUCUGAAAUAGCGCAAACGACCCUAGAAGAACAGGAAUUUCAGAAAUAUGCUAGUGUGGAACAAGCAGCAUUUAAACAAUGGAAUCUCAGAAGUGAAGUCUCACACGAAAAAAACUUAAGACGCAAGUUGGAAAAUUUGUAUAGCUCUAAAAUUCAUUUCGUUUCUAACGAUAGUGGUCACCUGUUAAUGCUACCAAACAGUAUGCCAAGAGAUGAUUUAGUUCGAAUGAAUGACCAAUUAUCUGCAAAAGUAAAAGCAAUAGAGACAUGUUCCGAUAAGAAUAUGAUUACUGCUGCAUGUUUAAUCCGUAAUGAAAUCCUGCAACUCGAAAGUGGAAAUGUAUGGCCACCAACGCCUGAGGACCUGUCUGAAUUCCAACUUCCAAAGAAUACCCAUCUGUUUCUGCAGUCUCUCUUGAGAGGAGAUAACAGAAUACAACAUUCCAGUAGAGUUAGAGUUAGAGAAUUAAAGGCGAAAUUUGGUCAUUGGGUCAAGACGAGGGUCAAGAUUUUAUUAAUGCUAUCACGAAGGGAAAGUUUAAAACUCCGAAGCAUAUUCUGCUCCCAUUUUCCCUUAAAUCCCUCUCUGGAUGCUGGAUUAUCUGACUUACUUGUGGAAGCUGGUGUUGCGGCAGAGGGGUCGCUGUCAUCUAUCAUCACAGGAAAACACUAUAAUCGAGCAGUACGCACGCAUAAAGUAGUUUUUGAAGCAAUGAUGAGGAUUAUCUGGAAGUCAUUUUUGCCGUGGCUUGAAGAAACAGAUACAGUUGUUUCCAAAGACCUUGAAGAUUUGAAGAAAGAGCUGUCAUAUUUGUAUAUAUCAAAUGAAGACACGCAGGGCAGUAGCGGAAUUACAAAAUUUAGCAAGCAACCUGCAGGUGUUGCAAGAUAUUGUCUGACUUCUGAUAUGAAAGCAGCAUUCCUACAUAUGCUUCGUAAUGAAACCGGUGGCAUUUCUUCAAAACAUGUUUUUCAUAAUGACCUGUCACCAGCUAUAAUUCUCAAAGAUGAGCGUCACGUUUCAUCUAUAAUGAACCUCCUCACCAACAAAUGGAUCAACCCAUUUGUGAAUUUAGAUAUCGUUAACAUCUCGACUGGUAGUCUUCCAACUGCGAACAUCACCAAAGACUUACUCGAGGCACAUGCAAUAGGAGCGAUUUUUAAGAGAUAUUUCGAAAUCAAAAAUAAUUAA